Fusarium musae is the source of this 861-nucleotide messenger RNA. RefSeq lists its product as uncharacterized. The record is from RefSeq and is a predicted model, not a curated record. The coding region runs from base 1 to 861 and encodes 286 amino acids. Lineage: Eukaryota; Fungi; Ascomycota; Sordariomycetes; Hypocreales; Nectriaceae. The transcript is spliced from 4 exons.
AUGGCUGGUGUCGCUAAAGAGGCCGUGGUGCCCAUCGAGGCCGUGCUCUUCGGAAUAUCAACGCUCCUCGUGCUCGCUCGAUUAGCCCUUCGAACAAUUCGACAACAUCAGAGUCUCACCGUGAGCGAUUGGUUUCUCGUCGCUUCUCUCCUCGAUGCCGCUGCGUUAUUUGGGACCGACACUGCUGCCUAUAAUUUGGGAGGAAUGGACGAGUAUGAUCCGAGUGCACCGCCGCGAAGUAUUGAGGAUCAGAUCACGUUGAUGAAGGUGUCGUUUGCGGGAAACUACUUCUACGAUACGGGUGUAUAUUUUCCGAAGCUGGCGCUGUUGGCGCUUUACUUUAAGCUUAUUCCACAAACACUACCGCUGCUACGCAAGUUUUUUAGGCGAUAUAAGGCUGGUCUCGUUGCGAUCUUUGCAUCUGGACUCAUCACAUUAGGAGCAAGCAUCGGAAGAUUUGCAACUGUCGAGGCAAUCCACGCCUGGACCAAUGUUUACGUCCUCUCAAUGACAGAGAUCGCCGCCGCAAUAGUCGUCGUAUCUCUCCCCGCCCUCAAAUCCCUCCUCCACGGCCUCGGCCUGCGCUCCUCCAAGCAAAACACCACGCAGACAGGCUCAGGCUACAACAAACACUCAGGUACAGUGACGACAUCGAGUCACUUCAACAAGCUGUCCAGCGGCCGUGACCACCACAGAGAGCUGUACGCCUCCACGGCACGCGUGGCGGCGGGCGCCGAAGAAGACUCGGGCAGUGAAGUGGAGCUGACCAACCUUCAAGGUAUCUACAAGUCGGCCCGCAUAAGUGUGACCUACCAGCGAAGAGAAGACGGUGACUGGCAGGGUAAUUCGGGACGGGGGUGA